AAACUUAUCCUCUGGAAUGAUCCUUUGAAAACAGGGAUUUUCAUGGUUGUUGUGUUAACCGGAUUAAUAAGCUUGUCGUGCUUGUCACUCGUAUCGGUUGUCUCCUACGCUGGAUUGGCAUUGUUGUGCUGCACUACUGCUGCCCGGUUAUACGCAAUGUUACUGUGCCCCAAGAAUUCUGGAAAAACCUCCAAAAGCUGUGCAAAUGACUAUGUUUAUGAGUGGCUGACCGCUGAUGUAAAGUUGCCUACCGAUCGGAUAACGGACCGUGUGACCUCCGUGUCAUCAGAAGUCGAACGGUAUCUCAUCCGCUUACAGCGCCUUUUAUUGUUGAAGAAUUAUGCGGAUGCACUGAAAUUCCUCCUUUUGCUUUACCUUCUGCACGUUCUGGGCGAUUGGUUCAACUUAUUGACUGUAGUCACCAUUGGAUUUGUUCUUCUGUUCACGCUACCCAGAGUUUACUAUUUGAAUCAGAAGCAGUUUGACUCAUGCUACUCUGCGCUAACGCAACGUGCUUCGGCUUUGCGGAAGAAGAUGCAACCAGUACUGGAAAAGAUUCCUGGAUACGGAAAAUGAACCCCACCCCCUUCUUCCAUUCAGUUUCCCUCGUCGUCCGGUACCGCGCUUCAUCCGACUUAAUCACUUCUAUUUGCUGCUUUAGCCUUUUCCUCCUAUGUCUUUAUUCGUCAUUACCUAACGCUGCAUCUCUGCCGCUUUCUUUCUGACUCAUCAUCCCGCUGUCCAGUCCAUGUGACCUGCUUAACCUUUCGUUUUGUCGUUAGGAUCGAUCAUGUUCCCGCAUGUGGCAAGUGGAACGCAAUACAGUACUUCGUUCAUUUUC
This is a messenger RNA of Dicrocoelium dendriticum, 841 nucleotides long. Lineage: Eukaryota; Metazoa; Platyhelminthes; Trematoda; Plagiorchiida; Dicrocoeliidae. The record is from the annotation of a GenBank genome assembly.